Messenger RNA from Acanthochromis polyacanthus (spiny chromis), 1613 nucleotides. RefSeq names its product kelch domain-containing protein 1-like. Lineage: Eukaryota; Metazoa; Chordata; Actinopteri; Pomacentridae. The coding region runs from base 189 to 1367 and encodes 392 amino acids. The transcript has 13 exons. Gene Ontology annotation, molecular function: protein binding. The record is from RefSeq and is a predicted model, not a curated record.
AAUGGACAUUGAACUCCUCCUGGGACAGAACUAACCAGUUUCAGAGGAUGUUUUAAAGGCUCCUCCUUCGCGCCUCCAGCUGCUGCGUAAAGAUCAGGAUCAGCUGCUGGGAGGAGGAACCGGAGGACGGAGCCAGAGAAACACCGACCCGCCGCAGCUCGGAGCUUCUACCGCCGCAGGAGGGCCAGAUGGAGGAGAACCGGCUGGAGAGGAGCAACCACACGGCCUUCAUCUGCCACGACGCGCUGUUCGUGUGGGGAGGAUACCAGGUGGUUUCAGGACAAGAUGUCAUGCUGCCCAGCGACGAGAUAUGGCUCUGUGAUCUGGACAGCGGGACGUGGCAGCGGAGGAGGAUCGGCGGAGACGUUCCUCCAGAUUUAGACGGUUUCUGUGGAGCGAACAUCGAUGAAACUCUUUACGUUUUUGGAGGACGAGACGCCGUCGGAUACAGCAACCAGAUGUUCGUGGUGGACCUGUCCGAGGUUUGCUGCUCGUGGAGGAAACUCACCGACACUAAAGGAACGACGCCGUCACCUCGAAACAAACACUCCUGCUGGGUGCACAGAGACCGGUUGAUCUACUUUGGUGGUUAUGGAUGUAAAACUAUCGGGCAGGUCAGAAACACGCCAUCGUCCAGCUUCGUUGUGGAUGAGAUGUCCUGGACAACAAUAGGAAACACUUUGUUCCGUUGUUGGGGUUGGAACAACGAGGUGAACGUUUUUGACACCAACACUUUAACGUGGAGCCAACCGGAGAUCAGAGGUUCUGCUCCUUCACCCAGAGGCUGCCAUGCCAGCGCCCUGCUGGGGAACAAAGGAUUCAUCAGCGGAGGAGCCGAAACGUCUGAGCUGGACGUGUUCUGUUUGGACCUGGAGACCUGGACGUGGACUCAGUUUGACUUCUCCUCUUGUACACCUCCUGGUCGAUCCAUGCACACCAUGACGUCCAUAUCAGACCAGACGUUGUUCGUGUACGGAGGUUUUCGCACCGACGGAAACACCCUCAAUGACGCCUGGCAGUUUAACACAGAAAAGAGGGAAUGGACCGAAGUGACGCAUCCUCACAAAAACAAGCCCAGGGUCUGUCACUCGGCCUGUCUGGGCUCAGACGGUGACGUUGUGGUGUUUGGAGGAAGCAGUAACCUCUGCAUCCUCAUGGACUCGGUGGCUGUUCUGAGGCUUCCAUCCCAGCAUCACUGCAGAGACGUCUUCCUGUUUCAGACUCAGCCUCAUCCUCUCUUCAGACUCUGUGAGGAUUUCAUCGGAGGAAACCCGGAGUUGUUCAGGCAGCAGCUCGGCUGUUUGCCGUCGAAGCUGCAGAACAAAAUUACCAAGAGAGUCGCCUUUUUCUCCGCCAUGAAGCCUUAAAGCUUGAAGAGGAUCGUUUGUUUUUUUAGAUGCGGAAAUAUUCUGAGCCAGUUGAUUCUUAAAACAUUGUUUUCAUUUUUUGACUUUUAAAACCAGAAGGUGCUAAAGUUUCCUUGUUUUAACUUGAACAUUUAUUUAAACAUAAAGCUUUUGUCUUGUUUUAAACGUCCACUUUAGAUUCUGUCAGAUUUUACUUCAUUUAGUGGUUUUGAUGAGGUUUGUUUUUGAAUAAAAGGUAUCAAUGGA